UUUUUUCAGUUUCUUCUGUUUGUAUUUUAAAUUUUAUUUAUGUUUCAAUAAUUCCGGCAUAAGGCUCAUUAAAAAACAGGUCCAUCAUGAGUGAUUUCGAUCGAAAUAAGUCAGAUCACGAUGACGUUUAUAACGAUAUUAUGGAUCAGAUAGCCCAUGCAAAGGAAACAUUAGCCGAAGCAAAAAGAUUACCGGACAAGAAACGGCUGGAAGAGAAACUGGUGAUGCAAGAUGUUAAAGUGGAAAAUUUGAAACAAACAUUGAACCUGAAAACCAAACAAUUGCACGAGCUGAAUGAGCAGUUGAAGUGUAAAAAAGCAGAUGCCACCCAACGCAAAAGUCAACGAUCAUCCUAUUUCGAUCUUGUGGCCGAAAUUUUCAAGGAUACAAAAAAGUUCAGUUCGAUGGCUGUCCACGAAAUUAAUCAAACCUUCCAUUCGCUCGGACUUGACAUCGAAUUUGUUGAUCUGGCUAUCGUCAAGAUCCAGAAAGACGGAAAAUGGUUCAAAUUGGGAAUGAACGAACAUUCAAAAUUGACGUUAAUCGACAUGAGUCCCCGCCACAGCUGUUUCAGUGAAAUCCAGAUUUUGUUUGAGGAAACAAGGGAUGUGGCCAGACUUUUCUCGAUAUUUGGCUGGUGUUUAGAUCAAUAGACAUUGGCAUUCUCAGGCCCGGAUGUCCCUUCGACCGUUAUUGAAUUAAGUUAAAUAUUUUUGUUUAAGUUUUUCUACUUUUUCUCUCUCUCUCUCAAAAUAAAUUCGCCGAUUUUUUUACUCAAAA
Bradysia coprophila is the source of this 780-nucleotide messenger RNA. RefSeq lists its product as uncharacterized. The record is from RefSeq and is a predicted model, not a curated record. NCBI's taxonomy places the organism in Eukaryota, Metazoa, Arthropoda, Insecta, Diptera, Sciaridae.